Cheilinus undulatus (humphead wrasse) is the source of this 8341-nucleotide messenger RNA. RefSeq names its product procollagen, type V, alpha 1 (gene col5a1). The transcript is spliced from 66 exons. Gene Ontology annotation, molecular function: extracellular matrix structural constituent. The record is from RefSeq and is a predicted model, not a curated record. The coding region runs from base 337 to 6342 and encodes 2001 amino acids. Lineage: Eukaryota; Metazoa; Chordata; Actinopteri; Labriformes; Labridae.
UGUUGCCCCGUUGGACUUGAAGGGGCUGUACGUGACGACUGAAAGAGGGGGCAACACCGCGGAGCAGGACAGUUCAGAAGCGCAGAGAGGAGAGGAGCUGUGCGGGAGAGAGACGGGUGCACAUCCGUCAGACUAGCCGGAGGAACGCGCACCAACAAACCCCCUAUGGCUGCUUGAGACAUACCGCUACACCCCCCCUCCCCCUUUUUCUCUUUCUCUGGGACUUUUGGCUUUUAGUUUUUUUUUUUUUAAAUUUUUUGUCCUGAUCUGAAGUUGUUGCAAGUCUAAUUAGUUGCUUCAAGUUGAAUCCACUUGCCGUGGACGUGUGUGGCGGUCAUGGAUACCCAUAUAAGAUGGAAAGUUAAACGGAGGAUAAGGGACGCCCAAAUCACUUUAGCGGUGAUUCUGCUUUUUGUCACAUCGCAAGCAAGUUCAGUGGAACCAGCAGACCUCUUGAAGAUUUUAGAUUUUCACAGUUUACCCGAAGGUGUUACAAAAACAUCGGGUUUGUGCUCACAUAGGAGGUCAUCACAAGGACCCGAUGUGGCUUACAGAGUAUCCAAAGAUGCCCAGCUCAGCGCCCCCACCAAACAGCUGUAUCCAGGUGAUGUGUUCCCGGAGGACUUUUCCAUCAUGGCUACAGUGAAGCCGAAGAAGGGCAGCCAGUCCUUCCUGUUGUCUGUAUACAAUGAACAGGGCAUCCAGCAGAUAGGACUGGAGGUGGGCCGAUCCCCCGUGUUCCUGUAUGAGGACCAGACAGGGAAACCCAGCCCUGAGGACUACCCGCUCUUCAGAGGAGUCAACCUAGCCGACGGAAAAUGGCAUCGAGUGGCCAUCAGUGUGCACAAGCAGACCAUCACCCUCAUUCUGGACUGUAAAAAGAAGACCACCCAGAAGCUGCUCAGAAGCCCCAGCCCCGUCAUCGAUACCAAGGGAAUUAUAGUGUUUGGAACUAGAAUACUUGAUGAAGAAGUCUUCGAGGGAGACAUCCAGCAGCUAAUGAUUGUAGCAGACCAUCGCGCUGCCUAUGACUACUGUGAGCACUACAGCCCAGAUUGUGAAGUGCCAUCGCCAGAGCAGCCACAGAACCAGGACCCCAACACAGAUGAAUAUAACAACAGGGAGGACAACUACUACUAUGAAUACCCCUACUAUGAUGAUGUAGAUGGAAGGUCUUAUGACUCAACAACUGAUACAGAGACAACAACAAAAGAAGUCAAGAUAACAGAUGAAGACAGUGUAGCGACUGCAGUCGAGGACAUUCUGAAGGGUACCGGUGGCACCGGCGGCAAAGUGUUGACCUCCAUCUCUACCGGCUCGUCCUCCAGCUCAUCCAGCAGCUCGUCGUCAAGCUCCACAGGCACCGCAACGGGUGGAGGAGAUGCCUACGGAGAGGAGGCCAGCCCUUAUGACGGCUACGACAGCUACUACGAGAACUACUACGACGAGUCCACCGCUGCUCCUGACACUGAUACCUCCAGGCGUGUCACCAUCACCAGCACCAGUGUAGGCACUGGGGGAGGGCUGGAUCUCGGAGCAGGAGGGAAGAUCGAGUUGGAUGCAGGGACGGGAGUUAACAGGGUCAUCACCAGUGGAGGAGGAGGGACCUCAAUAACCAUCACCAGCAAUAAGACAUCAGUUGGUGCAGCCUAUGACGACUAUGGCGAUGCUUAUGAUUAUGGUGUGGACACGGUCAACAUCGGUGGAGGUGGCAGCAGCAGCACAGUCCACAUUGAUGGAGGUGGCAGCAGCAGCACAGUCCACAUUGAUGGAGGCGGCGGCGGCGGCGGCAGCAGUAGCACAGUUCACGUAGGUGGAGGAGGCAGCAGCAGCAGUAGUUCUACCAUCACCCUCGGGGGCGGUGGAAGUUCUGUGUCCGUUGGAGGCGGUUCAGUCUCUGCGGGAGGUUCCUCUACUGGGGGUGGAUCUGCCAGCGCUGGCACCGGACGCGGAGGGUCCAUCGCCACUGGAACGGGCCUCGGCGCUGAAGGUGAGGGUGACUAUACUGACCUGGACGUGUUCACAGAGGACCCCAUCACCGACUACACUGACCUGGAUGUCUAUGACGCCUAUGGGGACCUGGAUUACAGCGACAAAGCUGACAAAGUCCUACCUGCUGAGACCGAUGAGUACUACGGACAGGUCGACGGCGUUCGGGGCGAGAAGGGACAGAAGGGAGAACCAGCUGUUAUUGAGCCUGGGAUGCUGGUGGAGGGUCCGGCUGGGCCUGAGGGGCCAACAGGUCUCCCAGGACCCCCGGGUGCUUCUGGCCCACCAGGCAGUCCUGGAGAUGUAGGAGAGAGGGGUCCUCCGGGUCGACCUGGUCUUCCUGGUGCUGAUGGUCUGCCAGGACCUCCUGGAACUGUCCUGAUGCUGCCUUUCAGGAUGAGCACUGGAGGUGACUCGGGACAGAAGGGACCUGCUGUGUCAGCACAGGAGGCCCAGAUGCAGGCCAUCAUGCAGCAGGCCAGGCUUGCUAUGCGUGGCCCCACAGGUCCCAUGGGUUUGACGGGCAGACCCGGCCCUCUGGGCCCUCCUGGUGUGUCAGGACUGAAGGGAGAGUCUGGAGAGUCUGGUCCACAGGGACCUCGUGGACCUAUGGGAUCCCCAGGACCUGCUGGAAAGCCUGGCAGAAGGGGUCGUUCUGGAUCUGAUGGUGCAAGGGGCAUGCCAGGCCAGUCUGGACCUAAGGGAGACCGAGGGUUUGAUGGUUUGGCUGGGCUUCCUGGUGAAAAAGGACACAGAGGCGAACCUGGACCUACUGGACCUCCUGGUGCUCCCGGAGAGGACGGAGAGAGGGGAGAUGAUGGAGAGAUCGGACCCAGGGGACUUCCUGGUGAACCAGGGCCCCGUGGUUUGCUGGGACCAAAAGGACCUCAGGGAGCUCCCGGACCUCCUGGUGUUACUGGCAUGGACGGCUCUCCAGGACCCAAAGGAAACAUAGGACCUCAAGGAGAGCCAGGACCUCCAGGACAGCAAGGCAACCCAGGUGCUCAGGGACUUCCAGGGCCCCAAGGAGCCAUCGGUCCUCCAGGAGAGAAGGGUCCUACUGGAAAACCAGGUCUGCCAGGAAUGCCAGGAGCUGAUGGUCCACCGGGUCACCCUGGAAAGGAAGGACCUCCUGGAGAGAAAGGACACAUGGGACCUGCUGGCCCUCAAGGACCCAUUGGUUAUCCUGGACCUCGAGGUGUGAAGGGAGCCGACGGUGUACGUGGUCUCAAAGGAAACAAAGGUGAAAAGGGAGAAGAUGGCUUCCCCGGCUUCAAGGGAGAUAUGGGUGUCAAGGGCGACAGGGGUGAGCUUGGACCAGCUGGACCCAGAGGAGAAGACGGCCCAGAGGGACCAAAGGGUCGCUCAGGUCUCCCAGGAGAUGCUGGUCCUCUUGGCCCGACCGGUGAGAAGGGUAAACUUGGUGUUCCUGGAUUGCCAGGAUAUCCAGGAAGACAAGGACCAAAGGGAUCUCAGGGUUUCCAAGGUUUCCCUGGCGCCAACGGAGAGAAAGGAACUCGGGGAACAGCAGGAAAGCCUGGCCCACGCGGACAGAGAGGACCGACGGGACCAAGAGGAGAGAGAGGACCAAGAGGACCAACAGGGAAAUCUGGACCAAAGGGCAACUCAGGAAAUGACGGCCCACCCGGACCUCCUGGUGAGAGGGGUCUGCCAGGACCUCAGGGACCAACAGGUUUCCCAGGACCAAAGGGCCCUCCUGGACCUUCAGGAAAAGACGGACUGCCUGGACACCCUGGACAGAGAGGAGAGACUGGUUUCCAAGGCAAGACUGGACCACCUGGCCCUCCAGGAGUCGUUGGACCUCAAGGACCAACAGGUGAGACCGGACCAAUGGGAGAUCGAGGCCACCCUGGACCCCCAGGCCCACCUGGAGAGCAGGGUCUUCCAGGAGCUGCUGGAAAAGAAGGGGCAAAGGGUGACCCUGGUCCCGCUGGCCCAGCAGGUAAAGACGGUCCUCCCGGGCCAAGAGGUUUCCCUGGAGAGAGAGGACUGCCUGGCCCUGUGGGGGCUCACGGUCUGAAAGGGAAUGAAGGUCCUCACGGCCCACCUGGCCCUGCUGGUUCCCCUGGUGAGCGUGGUCCUGCUGGCCCAGCCGGGCCUACAGGCCUCCCUGGUCGCCCUGGUCCUCAGGGACCCCCAGGCCCUGCUGGAGAGAAAGGUGGACCGGGAGAGAAAGGACCUCAAGGACCUGCUGGUAGAGACGGCAUUCAAGGACCUGUGGGUCUGCCCGGACCCGGAGGACCCCCUGGACCACCCGGAGAGGAUGGUGACAAGGGAGAGCUUGGAGAGCCGGGACAGAAAGGAAGCAAAGGAGACAAAGGAGAGCAUGGUCCACCUGGUCCCACCGGUCCUCAAGGACCCGUUGGAGCUCCUGGUCCUGCUGGUGCUGAUGGCGAGCCUGGUCCCAGAGGUCAGCAGGGUCUGUUUGGUCAGAAGGGAGAUGAAGGAUCAAGAGGAUUCCCUGGACCUCCAGGCCCAGUUGGGCUUCAGGGUCUGCCUGGUCCUCCUGGUGAGAAAGGUGAAACUGGAGACGUGGGUCAGAUGGGUCCACCUGGUCCUCCUGGUCCUAGAGGUCCCUCUGGACCCCCAGGAGCUGAUGGCCCUCAAGGACCUCCUGGUGGCGUUGGAAACCCUGGUUCUGUCGGAGAAAAGGGAGACGCUGGUGAAACAGGAGAGCCAGGUCCUCAGGGAGAAGUUGGCCCACCAGGUCCAAGAGGAGAGCGAGGAGAAAAGGGAGAGGCUGGUCCUGCUGGUGCUGCUGGACCUCCCGGCCCUAAGGGCCCCCCUGGAGAUGAUGGCCCCAAAGGCAGUCCAGGCCCAAGUGGUUUCCCAGGUGACCCAGGUCCCCCUGGAGAGCCAGGUCCAGCUGGUUUAGAUGGUCCACCUGGUGACAAGGGAGAUGAUGGAGAGGCCGGUCAGCCUGGUUCCCCUGGACCCACUGGAGAAUCAGGUCCCUCUGGACCACCAGGAAAGAGAGGCCCCCAUGGAGCACCAGGGCCUGAGGGAAGACAAGGAGAGAAGGGAGCCAAGGGAGAGCCUGGGUUGGAAGGUCCCCAAGGAAAGACAGGCCCUGUUGGCCCUCAAGGAUCACCUGGCAAGCCUGGUUCUGAAGGUCUUCGUGGUAUCCCUGGUCCAGUUGGAGAGCAAGGUUUACCAGGUCCUCCAGGCCCUGAUGGACCUCCUGGACCUAUGGGCCCUCCUGGUUUACCCGGCUUGAAAGGAGACUCUGGUGUCAAAGGAGAGAAGGGACAUCCGGGACUUAUUGGUCUCAUCGGACCCCCAGGUGAACAGGGAGAAAAGGGUGACAGAGGUCUCCCUGGCCCUCCUGGAUCAUCUGGUCCCAAGGGAGACACUGGUAUUGCCGGUCCUACAGGUCCAAUUGGUCCCCUGGGUCCUCCUGGAUUGCCUGGUCCUCCUGGUCCCAAAGGAGCUAAAGGGUCAGCGGGUCAAACUGGACCUAAGGGAGAGACUGGUACACCUGGACCUCCUGGACCUCCCGGCCCUCCUGGAGAUGUGAUCCACCCACUCCCCAUCCAGGCUUCCAUGAAGGGCAGAUCUCGUAGGAGCAUUGACGCCAGCCAGAUCGUGGACGACGCACCUGGAGUGGAUGCCAACUACAAGGACUACGACGAUGGCAUGGAGGAAAUCUUUGGCUCUCUAAACUCUCUGAAGCUUGAGAUUGAGCAGAUGAAACACCCGCUGGGCACACAGGGCAACCCAGCUCGUACCUGCAAGGACCUGCAGCUCUGCCAUCCUGAUUUCCCAGAUGGUGAGUACUGGAUCGAUCCAAACCAGGGCUGCUCUCGGGACUCCUUCAAGGUUUACUGCAAUUUCACAGCGGGCGGAGAGAGCUGCAUCUACCCAGAUAAGAAAUCUGAAGGGGCUAGGCUCACAUCCUGGGUUAAGGAGAAUCCCGGCACCUGGUUCAGUGAAUUCAAACGUGGUAAACUGCUCUCCUACGUGGAUGCUGAGGGCAACCCCAUCGGCGUGGUCCAGAUGACCUUCUUGAGGUUGCUGAGUGCGGCGGCCAGACAGAACAUGACCUACAACUGCUACCAGUCUGUGGCCUGGCAUGACCAGGAGCAGGACAACUACGACAAGGCCAUCCGCUUCCUGGGCUCCAACGACGAGGAGAUGUCUUAUGAUAACAACCCGUACAUCCGCGCCCUGGUCGACGGUUGCGCGUUGAAAAAGGGCUAUGAAAAGACAGUACUUGAGAUCAACACACCAAAGGUGGAGCAGGUGCCGUUUGUGGACAUCAUGUUCAACGACUUUGGUGGCCCCACGCAGAAGUUCGGAUUCGAAGUGGGCCCUGUCUGCUUCAUGGGCUAAGACUGUUUACUGAGCAAAUGGAGAAAAAAUUAAAGCAUAUAUUUGUUUUCUCAGAAAAAAUAAAAUGAAAAAGAAUAGGACAUUUGUAAAAAAAAUAAAAAUAAAAAAGUUACUUUUUUCCAUAAAGCAACAAGUUUGAAUAAAAUGAAAUCAAGUUGAGGAAAAAAAAACCUUGAAACCUCAGUGUGCCUUCUCCAUCACAUGCAAGUUUUGAAACUGGAUGUCAGAUCCCGCCUCAAACGCACGCACAGAUCCGAACGCCCCACCUUUGUGAUUAUUUUAAAGAACGAAGGCAAUCCUGAGAGCUGCAAGCCAUACCAGACGCUCGCAGCGUUUUCCACGGACUCCAUCUGAUUCGGCUCUUCCUUUUGUCCCUCAUCUCCCUGGCUUCUUCCACUUUUUGUCUUUUUGUUGCUUUUGCUCAUUCACUACGGGAGCUUUGUUUGUGCAUAAUUGUCCUCCCCAUUCCCUUGGAAUGGAUCUUAUAUAUAUAAAUAUAUAUAAAUAAUUUUUAUGUUUGUAAGUACAUUCUGUAUAUUUUUCCUGGUAAUGUUUUAUUGCUUUUUCUGGCUUCAAAACAUGCAUGUGACUUUAUUAAUUAUGAGGUAGGAGACAAUGGAAAUGGGGAUGACAUCUUUUUUUUAAAAAUUGAAAAAUUAUCAGGAAAUUCGACUUGUAAAUUAGAAAAAGGAACAAUUGGAAAGUCCUGUCUUGUUGCAGUUGUGGAGCACGCCUUGUUGUAAUUUAAGAACAGAAUGGAAAUAAAAGACGGAAUCAAGCUCUGUGAUAUUAUGUGACAGUUUGAUUUGCGUAAGAAAAAGACUACAUUCCUCCUUCUGUGCCCUCUUAACAGACGCCUUUUUUGGUGGCGAUUAACUUAAUAAACAGCUUCUUUUCUUAAAUUUCCUCUUCCUCUAUCUGACUAUGCAAUGGGAGAUGAUGUCACAUUUUUAACGGCGAACACAAAGAAAUCAAAAACCUAGGUGCUAUUUUCUCUCUUCUGUGGUGCUAUGUAUUUUUCUAGUUGUAUGAAUGAAAGGAUUUUUUGAAGAUACUAUUACAGCCCCUCCUUAACUCUUUCCAACCUCCAUGUUUGGACGCAGGUGGAUCUUAGCUGCAUCGAUUUCCUUUUUUAUUUUUUUUGUUUGUUUUUCGUGUCCGGCGGUGGUGUUUGCAUGCCGUUUCUCUACAUCAGUGCAGCAUGGUGGCGUUUUAUCUUCUGCUUCAGCAGACCGCACAGAUAAUGUACCAAAAUGUUGGAGAGGAAAAUAAGAUGUUGCAUAUCAAUGCGCUGAGAUGCUGCAGCUUUAUUGCUCUUGCUGUUGGAUCCACAUCAGAGUGAUGGACAAAUGGACAUGUGGUGAUUGGGCUGAAGGGAUUUGGCCCGAUUGGAUUGGAAAGCCCUUCCACCAAAGGUUUUCUGUUGUAGCUUUAUAGGCCAUGAUGGCUUGAAAAUCAACUGUUUUGUACGGGAAACAACUUGAAAAGUAUAUUUUCUUGAUUUAACCACAGUAGGCCGCUUAAUUAGAAAAAGAGUUAGCUCAUGCAGCAUCAAAAAUGGCUUUUUUUGCCCUUAUUGUAAUUAUGCUCUUUGUUCAAACUAUGCACUCUCUAUGCUUAUGACCACUAGUAUCUACCACAGAAUUUUUACAGCUCUUCAUACAUAGUUUUUUUUUUAAUUUCCUUUUUUUUUUUUUUUUUUUUUAUCUUCAAUAUGUGACUUGAACCAUUUCUGUUAACUCAAUAUGCUUGUAGAUCUUUGGCUUUAUUUUCAUUGUGAUGCAGUACGCCCAAAUUUUAAACACUCAAUAAAACGGACAAAUUUUUGUAAAUUUCCAGAACCAGCAGUGAUGCUGCCACUUUUGUUUGUUUUGUCUUAUUUUGUAGAUUUCAAUUUGUCUGUCUGUUUUGUUUGUUUCACAGUCUUGUCAAACCUGUGUAAGGAUAAGAGGAUAGAAGUUAUAUUGGUUUUUAUGUCAAUAAAUUCAAGUUUACUGUG